UUCCAAUCUUCAUGGUUCUUUCUACUCUUCUUGCAUCGAAGUUAGGGCUCACAAGCUCUUUGCGUUCGGGGUGAUUGAGCGAUCGAUCAGGGCACAGCGUUGAAUCGAGAGCGAGCACGCCGCAUCACAAGUUCCCCCCCUGCGUGCCGCCGCGGAAGAGUGAGGAGCUCCGAUUCACCUUCCCUGUCGGCGGCCUCCUAACGAGAGAGGAACCGGAAGUGGUGGAUGUUUUGAGGUGCUUUUUUGAUGGAUCUGAAUGCGUCACCUUUGCCUGAAGAAGAUGAGCGAUCAUACAAGGAGCAUUUGGAGGGUGAAAUCGUACACGAGGAAAUUAUCGAGUCUGCCGUUGCUACAAUGCGACGGGAACGUGAAGAAAGGCGGCAGAAGUUGAAAAGAGAAAACCGUGAUGAAGGUCAUAAAUAUUCUCAACAACAGAGGAACAAUUAUAUGUCACAAAGUAGAAACACUAAGCAUCAUGGGAGAGUUAAGGAGGUUCCUCAAGGUUGGCUAGAUUGCCCUUCAUAUGGGCAAUGCAUAGGGCUCAUAAUUCCUUCAAAAGUUCCUCUGGAUGAGACAUACAAUGAAAGUGUUCUACCUGGAAAAAGAUAUUCUUCAAAACAAGUCAUUAAUAAACUAAGAAGUCAAGGCCGUGAACUUGGACUGGUCAUUGAUUUGACUAAUACAAGCCGUUAUUACUCGCAAUCAGAAUGGAUAAAGAUAGGCAUUAAGCAUGUCAAGAUUCCAUGUAAGGGACGAGAUUCUGUACCAGAUAAUGAGUCUGUAAAUAUAUUUGUUCAUGAGGUUUUACAGUUCCUGUCCCGCAUGAGACAUUCAAAGCGGUAUAUUCUUGUUCAUUGCACUCAUGGGCACAACCGAACAGGAUUCAUGAUUAUCCAUUUCCUCAUGAGGACACAACGUCUACAUGUUUCUGAGGCAUUGCAAAGGUUUGCUCAGGCACGCCCUCCUGGGAUAUAUAAGCAAGACUAUGUUGAAGCACUUUAUAAAUUUUAUCAUGAAUGUCCUGAGAACAUUGUUUGCCCUUCUACUCCAGAAUGGAAAAGGUCAUCUGAUCUUGACUUGAAUGGUGAAGCCGUACAAGACGAUGAUGAUGAUGAUGACGGUGACACUGGAUCUGGAUUGUGUGAGAAUGUGGAUAUUAAAAUUUUAACAAAUGAUGAUGUUCUAGGUGAUGCAAUACCUUAUGAUCAGCAAGAUGCAAUGCGCCACCUCUGUUACCAAUUCCUUGAUUUAAUGCCACCUACGGGAAGAACAAACCCACAAUUUCCUGGUUCACAUCCAGUUUCUCUUAACAGAGAUAAUCUGCAACUACUAAGACAAAGAUACUACUAUGCUACAUGGAAGGCUGAUGGAACCCGCUACAUGAUGUUCAUUAACAGUAAGGGGUGCUACCUAAUUGAUCGAAACUUCUGUUUUCGUAGGGUUCAAAUGCGGUUUCCCCUAAAGAAUGCUGCUGAGAGUUUCCAUAAUGAUACGUUGAUUGAUGGGGAAAUGAUUAUCGACCAAAUUCCAGAUGUAGGACAGAAGAGAAGAUAUUUAGCAUAUGAUUUGGUUGCAUUAAACGGUUUCUCCGUUAUGAAGUUGCCGUUUUCUGAAAGGUGGAAACUACUUGAAGAAGAAGUAAUUCGACCAAGGAAUUAUGAGAGAAAGCAAUUAGAAUCUGACAGCAAGGGACAUCCCAUUUAUAGAUAUGAUAUGGAGCCAUUUUCAGUUCGCAGGAAGGAUUUUUGGUUUUUGUCCACUGUUACUAAGCUUUUAAAGGAGUUCAUUCCAAGGCUUUCACAUGAAGCUGAUGGUCUUAUAUUUCAGGGUUGGGAUGAUCCAUAUAUACCACGUACGCACGAGGGUCUCUUGAAAUGGAAAUACCCAGAAAUGAAUUCUGUUGACUUUCUUUUCGAGGUUGGAAGUGAGAAUCGCCAAAUGCUUUUCCUGUAUGAGCGUGGGAAAAAGAAACUAAUGGAUGAGGCUCGGGUGUCAUUUCCAGGUGUGGAGGAUGCUCUUAACCUGUCCGGCAAGAUUGUUGAGUGUUCUUGGGAUCAAGAAGAGGGCUGCUGGACGUGCAUGCGUAUUCGAACAGAUAAAUCUACACCUAAUGAUAUCAACACAUACCGAAAGGCAAGCUUGGAUUCACCACAUGAUAGUAACAAAAAACACUUGCAUUCCUAAUGGUGAUGCGCAGCAUCAAGGACAACAUUACUGAAGAAGUGCUGCUAAACGAAAUAGCUGAAAUUGUGCGCCUCCCAAUGUACACAGAUAGGAUAGAACGAGCGCAGCAAAUCCAACACAGGCAAAGGUGAAAAAAGUGUUCUCUGUAAAGUAGUUUGAUGACCGAAGAUCAUUACAAAAUCACACGGGCCUCUAUCUUUUCGUACACACUGUGAUUUUGAUUCUUAAAGAACAUAAAUCAAGAAAUUCAACCCAAGCUUCUUUUCCAUUAGCCUCGGGUCCUCGAAGACCUAAAAUUUAUAAUCGACUUGCUGUCAGCAACUAGUAGUUGAUAUCUGUCCAGGAUGUCGAGCAGUUUGGCGAUUGCAGACAGCUCGAUCAAAUCCUAAGCCAGCGGCCAUUGUAUAUACACUUUGUUAUAUGUGAAGUAAUCAUUUUUCUUAUAUUGUCCUAGUGCCAGAUGAGGAAACAUAGAGUAAGUAUCCAAUGGUUGCUCUUCAUUUUCUUUAUCUUCUCUAUGGAUGUUAGAAUGACAGUUACAUUUUUUUUUUUUUUUACUUUGUUCAUGUUGGCUCUCUUCCCCACCAUCAGAUCAAACGGGGUUGGAAUCUGAGCCGUUAAAUCUCUGGCCUACAAACAACUGUGGCAACCCACGGCCACGGUGCAGUUGUCCAACCCGGUUUGAUCUGACAAUGGGACGAACCUCCAUAUAUAGUAAAUUUGUGACCUUGAUAACUCUCAUCUCCUGGAUGUGCUCAGGUCAAGAAUGCAAAAUCUGGUAUGUUAUUUUCCUUCCUGUUAAUUUUGUUUUCAUGAAUCUGCUAUUAGUUUUAUUCAAGUUUGAGUUCUUGUUCAUUGUAUUGUAUUCAGGGUAUCCUUAAAAAAAAAUGGAAAAGGUGGUGAUAAAAUGAAGCUUUGGCAUUUCAAGUUUUCAACAGUGGGGUACGAAGUUUUCAACCUUCUCCUUUGUCUAAAAGUAAAAAAAAAUGAAACAAAUAUUUAUUAUUACACUUUAUUGACACAAAUUUUUAGUGGUGGAAAGUUGUAAUGAUUUUGUCGUAAAGUAGUUUCCAUGGAGGCAAUAGAAGAAUACUAGAGUUUUUCUCUUUAA
This is a messenger RNA of Zingiber officinale, 3295 nucleotides long. Its product is annotated as mRNA-capping enzyme-like. The record is from RefSeq and is a predicted model, not a curated record. The transcript has 18 exons. Bases 247 to 2184 code for a protein of 645 amino acids. Lineage: Eukaryota; Viridiplantae; Streptophyta; Magnoliopsida; Zingiberales; Zingiberaceae. Gene Ontology annotation, biological process: 7-methylguanosine mRNA capping; protein dephosphorylation. Gene Ontology annotation, molecular function: ATP binding; mRNA guanylyltransferase activity; mRNA 5'-triphosphate monophosphatase activity.